Molecule: messenger RNA, 153 nt
Organism: Perkinsus marinus ATCC 50983
Lineage: Eukaryota; Perkinsozoa; Perkinsida; Perkinsidae
Exons: 2
Source: RefSeq, a predicted model, not a curated record
GUAUGCGACUAUGGCAACCACAGAGUCCUUAGGUGGGAGCUCUCAUCCGAUGGUCUAUCGGCCGCUUCUGAGGCCGGACAGCUCGUCGCUGGUGAGAAGGAUAGUAUCCUCGAAACUACCCAAGAUCCCCGGAUGGGUUCUCUGGUCACCUAA